Molecule: messenger RNA, 1303 nt
Organism: Amborella trichopoda
Lineage: Eukaryota; Viridiplantae; Streptophyta; Magnoliopsida; Amborellales; Amborellaceae
Gene: TL29
Product: ascorbate peroxidase 4
Biological process (GO): cellular response to oxidative stress; hydrogen peroxide catabolic process; response to reactive oxygen species
Cellular component (GO): chloroplast thylakoid membrane
Molecular function (GO): heme binding; peroxidase activity
Source: RefSeq, a predicted model, not a curated record
UUUUCUAUAUGUUGCGCUCUGAAAUUGUUGAUUGAGAGAGAGUGUGGAGAGGGACAGUUUCAGUAGGGAGAGAGAGAAUUCAAUACUGUGGUUAGAGAGAGAGAGAGAGAAUGGGUGCCACCGCCACACCCCAACUACUGCAUAUCUCUCUCUCUUUCAAAUCAGCAGUCACAACCUUGGUUCCUGUUACAACUCAAGUGCAUUCUUCUCAUUCAGUUCCCAUGCAUUUCAAUGGUGGUAUUCGUUGUCAGAAAUUAAAAAUUUUGAAUUUUGCAAGUGAUCAUCAAAUUCACAGAAGAGAGGUUCUGAAAGGCUUCGGCAUUGCCAUUGGCAUGGAGAUUAUAUCAAGUUGCAAUCAAUUUACUGGAGUGGCUGAAGCUGCAGAUCUUAUCCAGCAAAGACAACGUUCCGAAUUCUUGAACAAUGCCAAGGGUACCUUGAGCACAGUUAUUGCAGGCCAACCAGAAGCGAUUUCAUCUAUUCUGAAGCUGGCCUUGAAUGACUCCAUUACUUAUGACAAGUCUACAAAGUCUGGGGGCCCAAAUGGAUCAAUUCGGUUCAGCUCAGAAAUAAAUAGAGCUGAAAACAGUGGGCUUCAAUCUGCAUUGAAUCUUUUGGAGCAAGCUAAAAAGGAAAUAGAUUCCAAUUCCAAGGGGGGGCCCAUUUCAUUUUCAGACCUCAUCCAAUAUGCUGCACAGGCAGCUGUGAAGAAGACCUUCCUCGAUGCUGCAAUUCGCAAAUGCGGUGGAAAUGAAGAGAAGGGAAGACUAUUAUACACUGCAUAUGGUUCAAGUGGCCAGUGGGGCUUGUUCGAUAGACAAUUUGGGCGAACUGAUUCUGAUGCACCAGACCCUGAAGGUAGGAUUCCUCAAUGGGACAAAGUAUCUGUUCAAGAAAUGAAGGAUAAAUUUGCGGCUGCUGGCUUUGGCCCUCGUCAGCUUGCUGUCAUGUCUGCAUUUAUUGGGCCAGAUCAAUUAGCAACUGAGGCAUAUCUGGCCUCUGAUCCGGAUGUAGCCCCAUGGGUUAAGAAAUACCAAAAUAGCCGGGAAACAGUGUCACAAACUGAUUAUGAGGUGGAUCUUAUUACUACACUCACAAAACUCGGUUGCCUUGGCCAAAAAAUCAAUUAUGAGGCCUACACAUAUCCUGUGAAAAAGGUCGAUUUAAGCAAGCUGAAAUUAUAGAAGAUUUCACCCUUACCUCAACCGGUGUCCAUUUUUGCAUUGGACGCAGUCAUUGUUUUAUUUGUAAUUAUUGUCAAUUUUUUGUUUUUCUUGAUGAAAAUCAGUGAAGAGAGAGAUCA